Molecule: messenger RNA, 1074 nt
Organism: Malassezia japonica
Lineage: Eukaryota; Fungi; Basidiomycota; Malasseziomycetes; Malasseziales; Malasseziaceae
Exons: 2
Coding region: 1-1074 (357 amino acids)
Biological process (GO): glucan catabolic process
Molecular function (GO): hydrolase activity, hydrolyzing O-glycosyl compounds
Source: RefSeq, a predicted model, not a curated record
AUGAAGGUUUGGACGAGCUUGGCGGUGGUGGCCGUAGGGGCGGUCGCCACGGUGAAUGCAGUGACCUGGAACCUGAAGGACACCAUCAAUGGAAACUCGUACAUGGACAAGUUUGAUUACUUCACGGACAAGGACCCUACUAACGGCCUUGUGGUCUACCAAAACCAGCAGCAGGCCCAGCAGCUGAACCUGACCUACGCGCAUGGCGAAGAUUUCGUCAUCCGCGUCGACACGACCAAGACGCGCGCCGAGGGCCGUCCGAGUGUGCGCCUCCAGUCCAAGGCAAACUACGGCGAUUCGGUGAUCAUUCUCCAAAUGUCCCACAUUCCGACUGGCUGUGCCGUCUGGCCUGCGUUCUGGACGGUGACGUCGGAUGUGUCAAAGUGGCCUACGGGUGGUGAAAUCGAUAUUAUGGAGAACGUCAACGACCAGUACGCGUACAACCUGGCCUCGCUCCACGUCAAGGACCAGUGCUCGGUGGCUAAUGGCGAUCAGUCGGGUACGACCGUCUUCCCCAACUGCAACUACCAGGCGAAUGAGCAAAGCGGCUGCCGUAUUGCGAUGAACGGCACCAAGUCGGCUACGUGGGGUUCUAAGGUGAACUCCAAGGGCGGCGGUGUCGUUGCAAUGCACCGCGAUUUCAGCCAGAAUGGCAAGGGUAUCCGUAUGUGGUACUGGGACCGCACGCAAAACAUGCCAAGCGAUAUCUCGAAGCCGGGCAAGACGGUGAACCCCGACAGCUGGGGCACGCCGGCCGCCAACUUUGGCAAGCUCUCGUGCACGGGCGGUGCGGACGGUGCGAGCCAGUUUGACGACCACAAGAUUGUAUUUGAUAUCACGCUCUGCGGUGACUGGGCUGACGGUGCGUACAACCAGACACAGUGCCCGUCCAAGUACCAGGCGUGCAGCAACCAAGUGGGCAACGCUGGCUCGAGCUUCGACGAUGCCUACUGGCAGGUCCAGAACCUGUACGUGUACCAGACCGACUCGGCCUCCUCGGCCGCGUCGCUUGCGCUGCCCAUGCUGGCGUACCUUGCCGCGGCGGCGCUCGUGGGUCUCACACUCUUUGCCUAA